Molecule: messenger RNA, 905 nt
Organism: Macrobrachium nipponense
Lineage: Eukaryota; Metazoa; Arthropoda; Malacostraca; Decapoda; Palaemonidae
Product: UDP-glycosyltransferase UGT5-like
Molecular function (GO): UDP-glycosyltransferase activity
Source: RefSeq, a predicted model, not a curated record
GACAUCAAAUCCUGGCUCGAUGGGGCAGGGCCUGAAGGAGCCAUCUACUUCAGCCUAGGCUCCGUUGCCCGAGGAGACUCGAUGCCCUCGAAGUACAGGGACAUGCUGGUCGAGGCCUUUAAGAGAUUAAACCACAGGAUUCUGUGGAAGUUUGAGAGGGACAUCGAGGGCGUUUCGGACAACGUCAUGAUCAAGAAGUGGCUCCCCCAGCAGGAUAUCCUAGCUCACCCCAACGUGAAGUUAUUCAUCACCCACGGAGGUCUGCUGAGCCUCCAGGAGUCCUGCUACCACGGCAAACCCGUCCUGGUCCUUCCGAUAUUCGGGGACCAAGAAAAGAACGGCAUCAAGGCCCAGACAUCUGGGUUCGGCCUAUGGCUCGUCUGGGAGGAGCUGACGGUGGAGAAGAUUACGGAGUCGGUCCGGGAAAUCAUCGAGAACCCGAGGUAUUCGGAAACUAUAUCUUCAGUAUCCCGUUGCCUGAAGGAUCAGCUGAAUUCCCCCCUGGAGAGGGCCAUCUUUUGGACGGAGUACGUCGUCAGGCACAAGGGAGCACCUAGACUGAGGUCCCCCGGAGCCAGUCUCUCUUGGGUGGAGUAUCUCCUGCUGGAUGUCUUGGCGCUCUUCUUCUUGAUUGUGGUCACAGUUCUCCUGGUCGUCCGCUGGAUCGUCAAGAAGAUGCUACGGGCGGUAUUUACUAAAAGCAAAGCGAAGACUGCUAAAAAGAAGAAUCAGUAAUGUAGAGACAAACGUUUGUGUUAUGUAAUGAUAUAAAAAUGGGUUAUGUAUACGAUGAAAACAUUGUUCACUCGAAAGUGCGUUGGUCAGCCGAAUAGUAUAUCCAAAUUAAAGUACUAUAUCUAGUAUACAGUGCCAUAAUAGCUACAGAUAAAUUUUAAAGAUCCGUA